ACUCCUUGCCGGGACGGUAUAACAGUAGCCUACAGAGCGGGGACCGGUCGUUGAUGGGGAAGGGCAGCAGCCGCAGCAGCAGUCGGGCGCACCGACCGAAGCAUGCUCCAGUGCAACCAUGACUUGCUCGGCGUCAGAUAGCGAGAAGAUCGUGAUCAACUGCGGCGGGAUCCGACACGAGACCUACCGGAGCACCCUCAAGACUUUGCCGGGGACGCGCUUGUCUUGGCUGACCGAACCCGACGCCUACAGCAACUUCGACUACGACCCAAAGUCCGACGAGUUCUUCUUCGACCGCCACCCGGCCACCUUCGCCUUCAUCCUUAACUAUUACCGCACCGGCAAGCUCCACUGCCCCAAUGAUGUAUGUGGGCCGCUCUUUGAGGAGGAGCUCGCCUUCUGGGGCAUCGAUGAGACGGACGUGGAGGCGUGCUGCUGGAUGAACUACCGACAGCACCGUGACGCUGAGGAAGCCCUGGACAGCUUCGAAACCCCCGAGCCGGACGCACCCGAGGAUGACCCGGCGCUCACCGGCGGGGCGGACGGCGACCUGAAGCGGCUGUGCAUGCAGGAGGAUGGCCGCAAGGCGACGUGGUGGGAGGUGUGGCAGCCCAACAUGUGGGCGCUGUUCGAGGACCCCUACUCCUCCAAAUACGCCCGGUAUGUGGCAUUUGCCUCGCUCUUCUUCAUCCUUCUGUCCAUCUCCACCUUCUGCCUGGAGACCCACGAAGCCUUCAACACCAUCUACAAUAAAACAGAAAAUGUCACUGUUGGCAAUGUGACACAUGAGGAGAUAGUGUAUGAGGUAGUCACGGAUGGCUGGCUGACAUACGUGGAGGGUGUCUGCGUCAUUUGGUUCACCAUUGAGGUGAUGGCGCGUGUUGUCUUCUGCCCUGACAAGGCAGAGUUCUUUCGCAGCGCCCUUAACAUCAUUGACUUUGUGGCCAUCGUGCCCUUUUACUUGGAGGUGGCGCUGAGUGGCCUCUCCUCCAAAACAGCCAAAGACGUGCUAAGCUUCCUGCGCGUGGUGCGCUUUGUCCGUAUCCUGCGUAUAUUCAAGCUGACCCGCCACUUUGUCGGUUUACGGGUCCUGGGCCACACUCUGCGGGCGAGCACCAAUGAAUUCCUGCUGCUCAUCAUCUUCCUGGCGCUGGGCGUCCUCAUCUUUGCUACCAUGAUCUACUAUGCGGAACGCAUCGGUGCCGACCCUGACGAUCCAACAGCUGCAGCUCACACCAACUUCAAGAACAUCCCCAUCGGGUUCUGGUGGGCUGUGGUAACCAUGACCACACUGGGUUAUGGGGAUAUGUAUCCUGAGACAUGGUCAGGAAUGCUGGUGGGUGCCCUCUGCGCCUUGGCUGGUGUGCUGACCAUCGCUAUGCCUGUACCUGUUAUUGUCAACAACUUUGGCAUGUACUACUCCUUGGCUAUGGCCAAGCAGAAGCUCCCCAAGAAGAGGAAUAAGCACAUCCCCCGAGCGCCACAGCCUGGCAGCCCCAACUACUGCAAGCCAGAUGCCCUGGCCAUGGCAACCGCCUCGCCACACAGGCUGAUGGGCAAUGUACUUGGGCCAGGAAUGGUGGGAUCCGGCAGCAUGAUGGGUACUGGAGACUGCCCAUUGGCACAGGAGGAGAUUAUCGAGAUCAACAGGGCAGAUUCCAAGCAGAAUGGCGAUGCGGCAGCUAAUGCGGCCGCCCUUGCCAACGAGGACUGCCCCACCAUCGACCAGGUCCUUGGAGAUGAGCGCAGCCCAGCUACCGGGGGCCUGGGCUCCACCACCAGCCGCGAGCGCUACCCUCAUGACAGGGCCUGCUUCCUGCUGAGUGCCGGGGAGUUCCAGCGCACGACAGAUGGGAACGUUCGGAAAGAGAACUGUUCAGAAAGCCCUGUGCUUAUCAGAUAUAUGCAAAAAGAAGCAGUAACUGUGAACUAAUGCUAAAACAUGAAAAAAACAAAUCCAGCUUCUUCCAUCAUUGUCUCAACUCCUCUUCUGCAAGAGAGAGGACAGACCAUCCUCCUCCCAAGAUACCUCCUCACCAAAAUGCCCCUGUCCAUGGUCUCAUUUGUCUGCUUCUUCAUUAUGUCUGUAACUUCAUGCUGCCCAUGUCAUGUUUAUGUCCCUCUGUCCUGUUCUAUUGUCUACACUUGCAUUUAAACUGUAGUGAGUUCAGGAGGAUGCCUCUGCAAUGUGAGAAUGCAAUGAUUCGUUACAAGCUCCCACAAAAGAUGAGGAUCAGGGCCAGAUAAACCUACUGGGGGCCCUGGGCAAACUGAGCUGUGGCCCCUUUUGAACAAACCCACUCUAACCCAGCUCUUUUUGUUUGUUUCAUUUACACUUGACUAAAUGUAAACGUAUGUAAGAAUACUCACCAUGUAAGUAUAAGUGUGUUUUAAUGUCCAAAACACUGUGCUCAGGUUAGCUCUGCUGGCCUGACUUCAGUGCUUGGACUCAAAGAACCUUGCUAAUCUAGCAACAUCAAGGCUACAAGCAAUCCAUAAUACAACACUUUCUGUAGGAACCUACAAUACUCUCACCAUUUAAAAAAUUAACCGAUGUUUUGAAAAUGUGUAUGUCCAGUCCUUGGAUAUAACAUGACCCCCACUCUUUCAGUAGUAAUGUCUUGCCUCAUAUUCUGGCUAUUCCAUUAUGAAGUGCAAGAUCAGGUAAAAAGUCAGAAAAACUAAAAGGCUAAUGGAAUGCUAUCAUCACUUACUUUGUUGGAUAUAAUACCUGUGGAACCAAGUUAGCGGGUGUAAACCAGUGGGCUGUUAGUUAUACAGUCAAAGAUUCAUUUGACAGCAUGGUCAAAAUGGUGAGAUCAUUGAAAACUUUUGAAUUACUUUAUUGUUGCGGAUAUUGCCAUUGGUGAAAAGUAUGGGUAUAAGUGUGGUGGAUGGGCAGGUACCGCAUCAAAUCUCCAGGCAGGAGACCAGAAUCCAAUAUGGGACAUGCAAUUCAUUUUCAAGCUUUUAUUUUUAACCACGAUCUUUAUCUAACCUUAACAAAGUGUUUUAGUUGCCUAUGAGUCUCAUAUCAGCCAUUAUUUGCCAUAACAAAAAUAUUUUCUUAACCUUAACCAUAGCAGUUGCUGUGUAUAGGUAUUACAAAUAGCAUGAAAAAAAUACGUGAAAGGGCAUCGGAGGCUUAGUGGUAGAGCAGGCGCCCCAUGUACAAGGCUGUUGCCGGAGCGGCCCGGGUUCGACUCCAGCCUGUGGCCCUCUCUCUCUCUCCCCCUUCAUGCUUAUCUGUCCUGUCAAAUAAAGGCUAAAAAAAAGGCCAAAAAAAUAUUUAAAAAAAAAAAAAUAUGUGAAAUACCUGAAAUGGACACAAUCUCAUAACAAAGCAUUGCAUGGUGAGGAGCAGGAAAUAUGUUAAAAUGAUGCGCUGACAACACAAAAACAAUGCUGAUGACAAGUCUGUUAUGAGUGGUCGCAGUUUUGUUGUGAAACGGUCACAGUUUGGUAGGUUUAGGGAGAGACAAUGACUUGGUUAGGUUUAGAGAACAAAAAAAUACAUGGUUAAGUUUAGGGAAAAACGGUGGUUUCGAUUAAAAUUACAUAUUUAAUGUAAAUUUAUGUAGCCUACUUUGUGUAGUUGCACAUAGUAGUUAUUAGUUAUUUGCAUAUUUACUCAGUGUCAUGUAACUACGUUGACUUUUGGUUUCACAUGGCAAGCUAAAAGCAGUCUCCCUGCUGAAAGUCUGUGAUUGUUUGACCCAUCCAGCACCACUCCCACUCCCACCCACCAUACCCAGGCUUUUUCACUCUUUAUACUUAAUUUGUGUGUCCACCAAGACAAAAGGUUCUCACUGACUUUGCUUUGGCCUUGUUUUUGUGUUGCCAGCACAUCAUUUUUAACACAUUUCAUACACCCCAUCACAUAAUGCAUUGCUGAGAAGCCGUGUCCAUUUCAUGUAUUUCUGUGACACCAGGCUGGAUAUUACAGACAGCAAAUUAUUUUAAAAAACUCUGGCGUUGAAUGUAAAAAAAAUAAUGCUUUAGUGGUGUAUGUUAUGAAAGACAUGUUUGCUAUUUUAUUUUUUGCCUCAAAAAGAUCCUUGAAGAAGUUGCAUUGACUACUCAGUAAGAAACCACACUGCAGAGGCACCCUUCAAAAUUCAAUUUCGUAUUUAACAUUUCUAAAUUUUCUACCCCUUGUUGCCAACAUUUCUCUCUUUUCCAUCCAUUCACAACUCAGGUAUCAAUCUCUCCCUCUGUGCCCCUGUUCAUCCAUGUUUCCUCAAAGAUGUACUGUAUGUAUGAAAAAGGGAGAGAUGAAAAAAAGACGAGUUUUUCCUCUCUUUUCUGUCCCAGUGAAUACCAUGUGCUUUGUUUUGCGGCUCUUGCCCCUACCUUCAAAGAUGCUAUUUUGCUUUCCUAGUCCACCUGUGCUUCCUUUCUUCUCUUUGUGUCAUUCCCUCGUCUUUCCACCCUCAAUGACUGUGUCCCUCUUUCUGUGAGACACACCAUCUGUUGUCCCCCCACCCUGAAGUCUCUCACAGCAAAAACCAAAAAGGAAUUGAGUAAAAUUGGAGCAUCUUCGCACCUAAAAAACAAAAAAAGUUUUGCCAAACACUGGAUUUCACCAAGGAGGAAGACAGGAACGAACAUUUAAAUGACUGAAAAACACUGCAGUGGUACAUUGUAGAAGGGAAGGAGGGAAAAAUGUGCUGUGAAAUGAUGUGUUCUGAGUGGAUUGUCAGCCGAGCAGCAUCAGAGGGAGGAGAUGGAGGAGGAAAAGUUUGGGGAAGACAGAAAAGUGUGGUGAUGAGGAGAAAGAAAGAAAGAAAGAAGCAAAAUCGCUUCUCCAUGUAAGAAUGUGUACCUCACUGUUGUUCCUGUGCACCGUUUUUGCUCUGUGUUGUGUUUCUUCACCUGUGUGUGGUUCUUUGUUGGUGUGACAUUUUGUUUUAUGUUAUGUGUGUUUUUGUGUUAUGUACCGCACUCUAUUUCCUUCCCUUUUUUUUCCCUUUUUGUGUAGUCUUUGUGUGAACCACACCUGGGUCAAACACCAGCUACGGCUUGUUUUAUCCCACACAGGUGCACAAGAGUUGUACUUUGUCAUUUGGGCAAGCACAAACUGCACCACAGCAAGAUGAAUUAGAAAUAAACUGUCCUGAUACAGCAAACCCUGUCGGUCUAACUUAAAGUGGGAUGAAGCAAAAAGCUAAAAUUAUUUGACCAAGGUCUGGUCUAAUGUGCAGGACACACCAACUGAGAUGUUCCACUCUCAGCUCUUGGUCUGGAUCUCGGCCCAGUCCUGGUUGACUGCAGUCCUCUGGUUUCAACUUUGAGAUCUUGGUUUCACAAAGUUUGUGACCUUGAUGUCUCUUGAUCUCAUCAGCUUCCUAAUUAGUGUCCUAAGAAUUGUUACAUCAGAGGACUGAGCAGCCCCCCGAGGACCUCUUUAGAUUGUAUCUGUAUGAGUGAGUUACAGAGACAAAAAGAAACAUCAGUGUGUGUCACAUUCGAGCUCUGUGUACUUGCAUGUUGGUUGGGCUGGGCGAUCUUUGCAAUGGUGUCUUUUCUUUGCUUCAGUGGUGUGUUUGGCCUAUCAUUUCUUUGCCUUGGUGUACAGUAUUAUAU
Epinephelus fuscoguttatus (brown-marbled grouper) is the source of this 5586-nucleotide messenger RNA. Its product is annotated as potassium voltage-gated channel subfamily C member 1-like. Gene Ontology annotation, molecular function: delayed rectifier potassium channel activity; protein binding. The record is from RefSeq and is a predicted model, not a curated record. NCBI's taxonomy places the organism in Eukaryota, Metazoa, Chordata, Actinopteri, Perciformes, Serranidae. Gene Ontology annotation, cellular component: neuronal cell body membrane; dendrite membrane; voltage-gated potassium channel complex. Gene Ontology annotation, biological process: protein homooligomerization; potassium ion transmembrane transport. The transcript is spliced from 5 exons. The coding region runs from base 119 to 1933 and encodes 604 amino acids.